Molecule: messenger RNA, 982 nt
Organism: Colletotrichum acutatum
Lineage: Eukaryota; Fungi; Ascomycota; Sordariomycetes; Glomerellales; Glomerellaceae
Exons: 1
Coding region: 288-788 (166 amino acids)
Source: RefSeq, a predicted model, not a curated record
AGCGAUUAUAAGUAAAGUAGGCCUUGUUCACGAAGCCUCAGUGGGCCUCAAUAUCGGCUCAUGCUGACAAAUUUGGAAUUUAUGGUAACCGUUGUACAUACCUCGGUAUCCUCACAAGGAUAUGUCGCACAUUGCCGUAAACCCAGGAUGAGGAAAAAGUCGAGUAUUCUUAGAAUCGUAUCUCCCACGACUUUCUCCAAUCGGAAAACUUAGGCCUGGUUUCCUCCUCUCAUUCGCAUUUGCAUUUGCUAAGUCUUGGUCAAUUUUGUACAAGAACCCGUAGGUACAUGUUCGUCCAUCCCCGUUGCAUAUAUCUUAACCAUGUUUAUAAGAAAACGGCUCAAUCCGACUACGAGCUCAUACGCAAUGCCAUUGCCAUAUUUCCUUUGGCAGUGGACUCGAAGAACUACGACUUGCUCUCUGAGGGAUUUGCUCCAAACGUCGUCGUCGAGUACCCUGAACCGAUAGGAGUUACACGCGGUGUGAAGGAUCUACAGCAGGCUCUGGAACAUGUAUUGAAGGGCCUCGAAACACAUCAUGCUCUGUCGACACAGUCUAUCAAGCAAACCAGCCAAACGAGUGCUGACGGUACAACUUACUGUAUGGCGGUGCAUUUUGGCACUGGGAAAGCAACUGGACGUCAGGUGACUGGCUGGAGCCAUUCUCAAGACACACUGGAAAAGGGAAUUUUUGAUAACCAGGAAGGAUGGCGCAUUACGAAGCGAAAAGUCCAUUUUCACGUUCCUCAUUCUGCGGAUGGAUCGCUUCUCGGAAUCAAGGAGAAUUAGCUGUCAUACUCAAGAGAAAGUAAUGAUACUACAGCAGCCACGGCAACUUGCCCACAAUUUACCAAUGCAUCGUGCUUUCUGGCUCACUAUGUUGAGUUGAGCGCGAGUUUGAAGCAUAGCUUGAGCACCGCGUAGUUGGACUGUGUCCCGCAUUGUGUGGUUUUCCUUGAAAGCCUGAACCUGUCAUUGAGAAC